AUGGCUGCUGAUGGAAGUAGCAAGUAUUCGAACAGAUUAAAGGAUGAAAAAAGUCCUUAUCUAUUGCAACAUGCGGAUAAUCCUGUCGAUUGGUAUCCGUGGGGAGAGGAGGCAUUCGAGAAAGCCAAGAGAGAUAAUAUGCCUAUAUUUCUAAGUGCACACGAAUCAUUUGAAAAUGAGAAAAUAGCCAAGACGAUGAACGAGAACUUUGUAAACAUAAAAGUUGAUAGAGAAGUUCAUCCUGAUGUCGACCAAAUGUAUAUGACAUUUGUACAAGCAACAGCGGGUAGUGGAGGAUGGCCCAUGUCCGUCUUUCUUACACCUGAACUAUACCCUAUUUUUGGAGGAACAUAUUUUCCGCCAGAAGACAAAGACGAAAGGCCAGGAUUUCACAGUCUACUGCGUCGCAUAGCGCAACUGUGGCGAGAACAACCGAGCGCAUUGAGGCGUUCGGGGGAGAAUGUCAUCUCACAACUACGCGACUCCAUAUCUACGAUGGAAAGUGGAAGUACAAGUAGUCUGAACAUGCAGGCAGCCCACAAGUGUUAUGAAUACUUUGCACAAACAUUUGACACUGUUGAGGGAGGAUUCGGCGGUGCACCCAAGUUUCCGACUCCAGUACAAUUUCAUUUCCUCCUUCGCUAUGCAUACUAUGUGCAACAAAGUCUUACACGUGUACAAACGUCAUACGACGACAUGACAGUAUCGGAGAUACGCAAUCGUGGCGAACAGCUGGGAGUUGAUUUUAAAGGAUGCAUAGAAAAAAGUGAAUUCGUGGAUAAAUUAGAGUCGAUUGUACAGAAAAAAAGGGAAGAUGCCAACAAAGCUAUUGAUAUGGUCAAGUUCACUUUAAAGAAAAUAGCGCGAGGUGGGAUACACGACAGAUACUGGCACGUUCCGCAUUUUGAAAAGAUGCUUUAUGACCAAGCCCAACUGCUUAUGAGUUACAGCGAUGCCUACUUAAUCACCAAAGAAGAUUAUUUCGCUGACAUCGCCAGAGAUAUUGUCAAGUAUGUGGAACGAGAUCUACGAGAUGCCGAGAAUGGUGGAUUCUACUCUGCAGAAGAUGCUGAUUCAUAUUCACAUGAUGGGGCUCCACAUAAACUGGAGGGUGCAUUUGCAGUAUGGGAAGAAUCAGAAAUUUAUAAUAUUCUUGGCCGAGAACACGCCCAAGUGUUUCGUUAUUAUUUUGGUGUGGAACCUUCAGGAAAUGUAGAUCCAGCUAGCGAUAUUCAAGGUGAACUAACCGAUAAGAAUGUUUUAAUCGAGAAACAUACGGUUGAAGAAACGGCCGAGAACUUUAACUUGACACCUGAGGAAGUCAACAAAAUACUAUCUAUAUACAAAGAGAAACUGUUCAAAUAUCGAGUAGAGAAUAGGCCUAAACCACAUCGAGAUGACAAAGUACUGACUGCCUGGAAUGGCCUGAUGAUUUCAGGAUUAUCGAGAGCAUAUGAUGCGAUUAGAGAUAAAAGAUAUCUUGAUCUCGCCGAGUCAGCCGUAGCUUUCUUGCAGGAAAAUAUGUACGACAAAGAGAGGAAAGUCUUGUUGAGAAGCUAUCGGGAAGGCCCAGGGAGUGUUAACGGAUUUGCGGAUGAUUAUAGUUUCUUGAUUCAAGGGUUAUUGGAUCUAUAUGAAUCUACUUUUAAUGAGGACUAUCUCUCCUGGGCGGUUGAGCUGCAAGAUAAGCAGGAUGAAUUGUUCUAUGACAAUGAAGGGAAGGGUGGAUAUUUCAAUGUUCCUUCGGGAGAAAAGAACGUCCUGUUGAGGAUGAAAAAUGAACACGAUGGGGCAGAACCAUCACCAAAUUCGGUUACCGUAUCCAACCUAAUCCGAUUGGCCAAUCUUGUGAUGAAUUCAGAUUACAAUGAGAAGGCGGAGAAUACCUUGAGGUCAUUCACCAAGUUACUAGAGAAAUAUCCUUACUCCAUUCCAACAAUGGUGGCUGCAUUAAUGAUGAAUUUGAAAGGAACGAAGCAAAUGGUUCUUGUCGGUCCAUUGCAGGAUGCAUCAAUCAAACAAUUCGAUCAAAAGGUUAAAUCCCACUUCAUUCCCAAUCGUGUAAUAAUGCAUGCCACACCCGAAUCCGAACUCUUAUCUACGCGUAAUGACGUAGUAGGCAGUAUUCUCCAAUCUGCUGCCAAGAAUGAACCCGCGCCUGCAAUACACAUCUGUGAAAAUUUCACUUGUGGUAUGCCUAUCACCAGUGUUGAUGGGCUAGCAAAGAAACUGGAGCAAUAG
This is a messenger RNA of Paraglomus brasilianum, 2241 nucleotides long. Lineage: Eukaryota; Fungi; Glomeromycota; Glomeromycetes; Paraglomerales; Paraglomeraceae. The record is from the annotation of a GenBank genome assembly.